Molecule: messenger RNA, 1473 nt
Organism: Coccinella septempunctata (seven-spotted ladybird)
Lineage: Eukaryota; Metazoa; Arthropoda; Insecta; Coleoptera; Coccinellidae
Exons: 1
Coding region: 1-1473 (490 amino acids)
Molecular function (GO): catalytic activity
Source: RefSeq, a predicted model, not a curated record
AUGAUUGAUAACACUAUCAGGCUCUAUUAUCAAAACUGUCGGGGUCUCCGAACGAAGACUCACGAAUUCUUUACUGCAUGCGCUAAUAGUGAUAAUGAUGUCAUUUGCAUAACGGAAUCUUGGCUACAGCCGCAUGUUAACUCCUCAGAACUGUUUUGUCUUGAUAGUUUCAAUGUAUUUCGAAAGGACAGAUGCGAUUCUAACAGCCGAAAGAAGGAAGGCGGAGGCGUCCUUGUUGGUGUAUCUAGGAAGUUUAAGGCCGAGUUGAUUUCUGAUAUUGCUAACACUACAAUUGUGGAGGAUCUAUGGAUACAGAUGUCGAUUUCGAAAGAUGAAAAACUUUAUAUUUGUGCGUGCUAUUUUCCGCCGGAUAUUAGUUGUGACGAUGUUUUGAACUAUCUCGACUCGGUCACUUCGUUCAUGGAUGAUCAUGGGGAUGACACGUUCGUCUUUGUCGGUGAUUUCAACCUCAGUGAUUACGUGUGGUCGCCAGAUAGUGCUGACGGUGAUUUGAAGCCAAAUGUCAUAAGUAGAAGUCCGUACACAGGUUUUUCUGACUUCUGCUCCUACAACUCUCUAUCUCAGUUCAAUGGCGUUCGUAACAGCAAUGGAAAAAUUUUGGACUUGGUUCUUGGGAGUACGAAAUCCAUUGGCGUAUGUCGCAGCGACCUGCCUUUUAUUGAGGAAGAUCUGCAUCAUCCUGCGCUGGAAGCGGAUAUCAGAUGUGGGUUUGACAUGAGAAAGCCAUUUAAAUCUCGUUCUCUUUAUAAGUACUUUGAAGCUGACUAUGAAUCAAUUAAGGAAGAUUUAUCUAAAGUUUGCUGGGAUGAUAUCUUGGUCAGUCAAGACAUAAAUGAAUGCGUUGAAGUACUGUACUCGGUUUUGCAUGAUGUUAUUGACAGAAACGUUCCCCAGAGAUCGUCUAAAAAUGAAAAAUUCCCUGUUUGGUUUUCGAAGCAGACUAUUAAUUUGAUUAGGGAUAAGAGAAGGUUUCAUGUCGAGUUCAAAAGAUUCGGGGAUACCAGGGAUUAUCAACGAUUUUCAGAGUUGAGAUCUCAGUGUAAGACACAUAUAAAAGAAGACUACAAUAAGCAUAUAUCUACCAUUGAAGACAACAUAAUUGGAAACCCCAGGAACUUUUGGUCCUUUGUGAGUUUAUUCAGUAAAAAUGAACAAAUUCCGCAUGUACUAGAGCACAACAACAAAACUCUCACCGAUGACAUUACAAUAGUAAACCAGUUUAGUGGUUUCUUUUCAUCUUUCUUUGAGGAUCCUGAUAAACCGGUCAUUUACAAAAGGAAGAAUAAUAAUAACAAUUCUGCUAUAUUUUUCAAUGACAUUUCUGAGGCGGAGAUAGCGGCAAAAAUAGCAUCUUUGGAUGGCAGCAAGAGCUCGGGUCCUGAUUUGAUUCCACCUUUUUUUUAUAAAUUCCUGUGCUACCAGCCUGGUGAAACCUUUGCACAUAAUUUAUAA